GCCUGCCAUUUGAUUGCCAAGGCACGAGUGCCCGCCGUGCGCCAGCCGUAGCAGGUUGCGAGAGAGGGCGAGCAUAACUCCUCAAACCGUAUCGUCGCAUCAAUCGAGUUAGGGCUGCCCGCCCCAGCGGAAGAGAGCAUUUAGCAAGGAGCAAUGGGUAAAAAGAGCAGGAGGCGCAAGGGCUCCAGGGACGAACAGCCCAUCGAGGUGACCCUCAGCCGAGCCCAAGAGGUGCGCGAGGUCAGCCUCCGCGACGCCGCGGCCGACGCGGCGUAUGCGGCCGCCGACGAGGACGCCGCGGCGGCGCCGGUCGUGGCCGACGUCGACAUUGUCGUCGACGACGGCGACCAGGCCGCGCUGUACUUUUCAGUAUCAUUGUGGCGCGCGAGGAGGCUCCUCGGCAACAACAACAACGCGCGAGGCAAGACCUCGGACCCGUACGUGCUGGUGAAGUACGGGGACCAGGAGAUCAAGACCCGGGUGGUCAAGGAGUCGCUGGACCCGGUCUGGAAGCACCACGUCAUGCUCGAGUACGACCCAUCGAUACGAGAGGUCGAGUUGUAUGUUUUUGAUUAUGAAAAUUUCUCGUCGGACGAUUUGUUGGGGCGCAUCACGCUGUCCCUCCCGGACCCGCUGCCUACGGAGCCGGCUUUUUGUGUUCUGGAUAGGGAGUGGCUACGAGUAGAACCGUGCUCGACGACGGAACAGGACAAGCUCAAGACCUUUUCCAAUGUAAGACGCUCCCUGACCAAGGCCAUCCGCGUCUUCCACGACACAGAGUGGCUCCACAAGCAAGAGGACCUCGGGGAGAUGUGCGUGUCGCUGACGGCGUUCCGCUUAGAUGAAUUACCUUCACUGGUAAGGCAAUCGAAGCAGACGCGGCGCCUGUCGCAAUCAGUUGUCGGUGAGGCGACGCUGCGCCUCGAAUCGGAGCUGGGCGCGGCGCGGCGCGACGCCGACCGGAGUGAAAGGGCUCUAGAGGUCGAGCGCGCGAAGACGGCGAGGCUCGAGGAGGAGGUGGCGCGGCUUGAAGAGAGGCACGACGCUGCACACAGAGAAUUGCGGGAGGCCGCGGACACGCAGGCGGAGCUCGACCGGCGCGAGUUGAGGUUAAGAGGCGUCGCCGAGGGCGCCCAAUCGGAGACGGACGCCUGGCGCGAGCGUGUUUCUAGAUUGGAGGCGUCCAUCUCUGCGCUGGAAAAUGAGCGCGACCGCGAGCGCCUCCGGGCGCGGAAGCUGGAGAGAGAACGCGACGACGCCGUGCAGCUCCGCGCAUCGACACCCAUCACAACGGACGACCUAUCGCUCGAGGACCUCCAGGAGCGCAUCCACGGCCUGACGCUGGCGUACUACUACAUGAAGCGCAAGCAGCCUCCGGUCGCGCCGGCGCCCUUGCUGGACCACGUGAACCGGUACUCGCUGCCGGGGGCGCCGGCGCUGAAGGCGAUUGGGGAUGGGUCCAACGCGGCAGCGGCGUCGUAAAUUAUUUUAGGCAUACUUAGGCAACCUCAAAAA
Pelagomonas calceolata is the source of this 1515-nucleotide messenger RNA. The record is from the annotation of a GenBank genome assembly. Lineage: Eukaryota; Pelagophyceae; Pelagomonadales; Pelagomonadaceae.